GCUUUUUCUUGAGUGGAAAUUGAAAUUGCGAGUAUUUUGAUUUUCCACCUUUCAAAAGUGGGUAAUGACGAUGGCUGUAAUCCCAGUUCCAGCUUCCAUUAUGACCCCAAUACUCCAAACCACAAGAAUUUCCAAGUUCCCCUAAAGGCAAAACCCCAGGAAGAAUUCUGAUAGUAUGGUAGUAGUACAUAAUAUUAUACCUCGUCAUCAUCAGUCAAAAGGCUCCUUCAACCUUUGACCUUUGAAAAUCUUGACUUUCUAUAUACCCCAUGUGCUCAGAUAUAUGUCUUGUAUCAUUUUCAUUCAUAACUCCUAAAAACACACUUCAAAACCAUAUUUGUAAUUAAUAUGAUUUGUCAAAAUGAGAGAAUCAAAUGUCAACUCCAACUUGCUUUCUUACUCGAAUUAAAAUAUAGAAAUCAACCCUUCAUUCUUCAACCUAUAAAAAAGCCUAACCAUAGCAACCACACACAGAUAACUCAACGUAAACCUUGACUUUCUUCUUCUGCAAGUGUAUAGAGUCUAUAUAGUAUCAAUUCAAGAUGAGUAGCUCAGAUGAAGGUGGUAGCAGCUCAAGCCCAAGUGUAUCCCAUCAGCAGCAGCAGCAGCAGCAACAGAGGAGAUUGAAAGGGAUCCGGCGUCGGAAAUGGGGUAAAUGGGUGUCGGAGAUUCGAGUUCCGGGGACCCAAGACCGGCUGUGGCUGGGGACGUAUUCGACCCCUGAGGCGGCUGCGGUGGCGCACGACAUUGCAAAAUACUGCCUGAGAGAGAACGCCACCUCGCCGGAAGACUUCAACUUCCCGCUGAUGAUCCCGGCGGGGGCCCACAAGGGGAUGUCUCCGAGGUCGGUUCAGAGAGUUUCCUCCGAUGCUGGCUUGGCCGUCGAUGCUCGGUUCCUCAACAACAACUCAUCAUCCUCAACUACUACUACAUUGGGUUAUCAUCAUCAUGAUCAUCAUUAUUCCGGAAAUGCUGCAGUGAAAUUGGAGCAGAGUUUCGGGAAUAAUAAUAAUGUUAAUCAUGGUCACCAAUAUGGAAGAAGAAGAACAGCAACUUGGGAAUGUCAUGAAAAUUAUAUGAAUGAUGAAUGUUGUUAUGUUGAUGUGCCGUCAUCAUCAUCAUCAUGGGACGAUGCUGCAAAAGCCAGAGGCUUGGACGACAUUUCAGUUGAUGAUUAUCUGUGAUAUCCAUCUCCAUGCCUGCAUAUAUAUAUAUAUUUACCAUAUUCCAUCUGAUCCCGGAGCUUUAUUUGAGAGACUUCAAACUUCACUAUGUCUUUCUUCUAGAAAGAUCGAGAUCGAGAGUUCAAACUUUUUUAUUGACAAUAAUAUGGUCGAGUGCGAGCAACUUCGGUUCCCCCUUUUUGAUAAAAUCUCGAAAGAUAAAAAAGUAAUUAAUAUUUUGUCUUUCUAAAAAUUAUUGUUCAGUUUUGAUUUUUUAAAAAAAUUAGAGGAAUUUUGUUUGACUCUGUUGUUUCCUUUUUCCGAAGGGAAUUUAAAAAAAAAAGAAAAAGAAAAAAAAAGAAAGGUCUCAACUCUCAACCUUGGACCCUGAGAGCUUGUGGUUUUUGACACAGAAUCAAAUCAAAAGCUUCAUUUGAAAAAUACUAAUGUAUAGUCUAUAGAUAGAUAAGGUCCAUCCAUGCUGAACAAAAUUGUUUGCCUUUGACUUUCAAAUUAUAGCUAUUCUAUUCACAAAACUUGUGGAGUCCCAAAGAAAAAAAAAUAUUAUUUAC
Messenger RNA from Oldenlandia corymbosa var. corymbosa, 1735 nucleotides. The record is from the annotation of a GenBank genome assembly. NCBI's taxonomy places the organism in Eukaryota, Viridiplantae, Streptophyta, Magnoliopsida, Gentianales, Rubiaceae.